Magnolia sinica is the source of this 1728-nucleotide messenger RNA. RefSeq names its product probable leucine-rich repeat receptor-like protein kinase At1g35710. Gene Ontology annotation, molecular function: protein binding. Lineage: Eukaryota; Viridiplantae; Streptophyta; Magnoliopsida; Magnoliales; Magnoliaceae. Bases 1 to 1728 code for a protein of 575 amino acids. The transcript is spliced from 3 exons. The record is from RefSeq and is a predicted model, not a curated record.
AUGCCCAUACAUAAAUCUCUCUCCCUCGCUUUUCUCCUCUUUUUCCUACCCUUUCUUUCUUCAUCCCAUGCAACAAUAUCAUCUGCAACAGCAGGACUGCCAGAAGCAGAGGCUCUCCUGAAAUGGAAAGCCACCCUCUUUCCAUCACAAGCUCUCCACUCAUGGUUACUUCCUGCCACUAAUGCUACCACCAACACAAUCUCUCGAUGCAAAUGGAUUGGGAUCUCAUGCAACAGCCUUGGAAGUGUAACAGAGAUAAUCCUACCGAGUGCAGGCUUGCAAGGUAAGCUCGACAACUUGAGCUUCCCCUCAUUUCCAAACCUCGUUCAUCUCAAUCUCAGUGGCAACACUCUCACUGGAACCAUCCCAACACAUAUUGGCACUCUUCACAAACUCAUGUCCCUCGAUCUGUCUGCAAAUAAUCUUUCUGGCAUUUUACCACUUUCAAUGGCUAAUCUUAGCCACAUUUCAGAGUUAGACAUCUCAUCUAAUGAAAUUAGAGGCGAAGUAGCUCCAAUUUUCUUCACCAAUUGGACCAAACUCAUCUCCCUUCGACUCCAAUACAAUCAACUCACUGGAAACAUUCCAUCUGAAAUCAGGCUGCUUACAAAUCUCCAAAUCUUGUAUCUCGGGGGAAAUAAAAUAAAUGGAUCAACACCUGUGGAAAUAGGGAAUCUUGUGAAUUUGAAUGAGCUAGUCUUGUCCAUUAACCAUCUAGAUGGUUCCAUCCCUUCCACUUUAGGGAACUUGUCCAUGCUCACAAUUUUGUCUUUACACGAAAAUCAGAUUUCAGGCAGAAUUCCUGCAGAAUUAGGGAAUCUCAAGAGUUUAGUUCAGACAUCUUUGCGCAGUAACAAUGUAAGUGGUCCGAUCCCUCCUGCUUUAGGUAAUUUAACAAACCUUAGACUAUUGUUCCUCUACGGCAAUCAAAUUUCUGGUUCAAUUCCUCCACAAUUUGGGAAUUUAAUAAAUCUCGACAAACUUGAUCUGUCCAAUAACACUCUAACAGGUUCUAUCCCUUUCAUUUUAGGGAACUUGACAAAGCUGACAGUCCUCUCCCUCUUUCAAAAUCAAAUUUCUGGUUCUAUUCCUCCAGAACUUGGGAAUUUAAUGACUCUCAAUAAGCUAUCAUUGUAUAAUAACAAUCUGAGUUGUUCGAUCCCUCCUGCUUUGGGUAAUUUGUCCAUGGUCACAAUUUUGUAUUUAUCCAAAAAUCAGUUUUCAGGCACAAUUCCUGCGGAAUUAGGGAAUCUCAAGAAUUUGGUUGAGCUGAUGUUGUACCAAAACAAUCUGACUGGUCGGAUCCCUCCUGAUUUGGGUUCUAUCCCUUCCACUUUAGGGAACUUGACAAAGCUGACAGUCCUCAACCUCUUUCAAAAUCAAAUUUCUGGUUCUAUUCCACCAGAAAUAAGGAAUCUGGUUAAUCUCAAGGUGCUGGACAUGUCCUAUAGCCUUCUAACAGAGAUGACAAACAUGACAAAUCUUUCCAAAUUCUACUUGAGUGGAAACAACUUCUUUGGCUAUUUACCUCAGUUAUGCCAAGGUGCUGAGAUCCCAAAAGGCUUCAGAAAUUGCACUAGCUUAACAAGAGUGCGACUCAACGGAAACCGACUUGCUGCAAAUGUAUCAGAAGCCUUUGGUGUAUACCCACAUCUCUCGUUCAUGAUGUCAGCAACAAUAUGUUGUUUGGUGAACUCUCACCAAAUUGGGGAGAAUGCCGAACUUUGA